Molecule: messenger RNA, 2326 nt
Organism: Malus domestica (apple)
Lineage: Eukaryota; Viridiplantae; Streptophyta; Magnoliopsida; Rosales; Rosaceae
Product: receptor protein kinase-like protein ZAR1
Biological process (GO): protein phosphorylation
Molecular function (GO): protein kinase activity; protein binding; ATP binding
Source: RefSeq, a predicted model, not a curated record
CAAGGACCCACAAAAGCACCAUUAAGGAGAACUUUUUGCCCUUUUCUUUUUUGGCACUCCAUCACAAGUCCUCCUAAAACCCAUUUUCUUUGUUCUGCAUAAUUUCUUUAGGACAAGAAGUUUGCUUUUUCCAGGAUGGUUUUGCAAGUUCUUUGCUUGGCUUUCCUUGUAUGCAACUCUCUCUCACUUGUCAGUUGUAUAAAUGAAGAAGGAUUGGCUCUACUUUCGUUCAAGGAAUCCUUAACGAAAAACCCCGAAAGCUCUCUGAGUACCUGGAACUCAUCAGACCAAACCCCAUGUUCAUGGGCUGGAGUUACAUGCAGAGAAGAAAAGGUUGUAUCUCUCAGUAUUCCAAACAAACAGCUUUCUGGGAUUUUCCCUCGUGCUCUUGGGAACCUCUCCGCCCUGCGCCAUCUGAAUCUCCGGGAGAACAAACUCUCCGGAAGCUUGCCGUCUGAGCUUUUCAAUGCAAAAGAGCUCCAGAGCUUGGUGCUGUCUGGAAAUUCAUUAUCUGGUUCUGUUCCAGCUGAGAUAGGGAAGCUCAGUUACCUGCAAGCAUUAGAUCUUUCGCAAAAUUCAUUCAAUGGUUCGAUACCUUCAUCUAUAGUUCAGUGCAAGAGACUAAAGAUCCUUGUCCUUGCUCAAAACCAUUUCUCUGGCUCCCUUCCACAAGGUAUGGGAAUCAGUUUUGUUCAUCUUCAAAAGCUCAAUAUUUCCUUCAAUAUUCUCGGCGGUUCGAUUCCUGAGGAAAUGAGCAACUUGUCAAGUUUGAGAUCAACCCUUGAUAUGUCUCAUAACUUGUUCAACGGUUCUAUUCCGCCAUCCCUAGGAAGCUUGCCUGAGACGGUAUACAUUGAUCUCAGUUACAACAAUCUCAGUGGACCGAUUCCACUGAAUGGUGCUCUGAUCAAUAUAGGACCAACGGCUUUCGUAGGCAAUCGUUUACUCUGUGGACUGCCGUUGAAGAUUUCAUGCUCUUCAAGCAGUCAAAACUUCGAUUCUCAAAAUUCAGGCGGCAGCUCUGGUAUGAAUGGGAAACACAACUCAAGCAGAGGUAUUUUUGUGAUUACUGUUUCUGCAGGCGUCAUCGCUGGAAUUUUUAUUGCUGGGUUUUUGUUCUCCAACUGGUACAAGAAGGUUUGUACCUGCAAAAUACGUGAACGUUUUGCUGGCUGCAAAUUUGAACAAAAACUAAAGGUCGGAAAUGACCUAUUCUGCUUCAAAAGACAUGGCAUGGAUACCGUACCAGAGAAUUUGGAGCAUUACUAUUUUGUGCAAGUGGAUCUGCAGGUGAAUUUAGAUCUUGACAAACUGCUGAAAUCAUCUGCUUUUCUUCUGGGUAAUAGUGGGAUCGGGAUUGUGUACAGAGUUGUUCUUGAAGACGGAAGAACUGUAGCAGUGAGAAGAUUGGGAGAUGGAGGUUCCCAAAGGUUCAAGGUAUUCCAAAAUCAAAUUGAAGCAAUAGGAAAGAUGAGGCAUCCAAAUAUUGUGAAUCUUUUAGCAUAUUGCUGGUCUGUUGAUGAGAAACUGCUUAUCUAUGAUUAUAUCCCAAAUGGUGACCUUGCUUCUGCAAUUCAUGGGAAACCUGGAAUGGUAUCCUUCACACCUCUUUCUUGGCCUGCACGUCUGAAAAUCAUGAAUGGCUUGGCAAAAGGAUUGGCUUAUAUUCAUGAAUUUAGUCCCAGAAGAUAUGUGCAUGGAAACUUGAGGCCUAGAAACAUACUGCUUGGACAAAACAUGGAACCCCGUAUCUCCGACUUCGGACUAGGCCGCCUUGCUAACUUAACUGAAGAGUCCUUGUCAUCAUCGUCAUUUCAACUGGAACAAAUAAUGGCUGAAACACCACCUCAGAAUUCUCCAUAUGUGCAAAGGACAUCGAGCUCACUGGCAGCACCCGGACCUUGCUAUAAAGCUCCUGAAGCAUCAAAAGUAACCAAGCCAUCACAGAAAUGGGAUGUUUACUCAUUUGGGGUAGUUAUUCUGGAGAUGAUUUCUGCCAAAAUGCCAUUUAUGAGAAUUGGUUCUUUGGAAAUGGAUUUGAUACAACAGUUUCAGCUCUGCAUUGAGGAAAGGAAGCCACUCUGCGAUCUGUUAGACCCGUUCCUAGCUCCUGAUGUAGACAUGAAAGAGGAGAUUGUUGCGGUGCUGAAAAUCGCUCUUGCUUGUGUUCAUAAAAGCCCUGAAAAGAGACCUUCUAUGAGGUUUGUCUGUGAUAAUUUGGCCAGGUUGGCCUAGUAUUGUGGGCUAGUUCAAGGUUAGAAACAUAAUAUUUGUGGUUCUAUGGGUUAUUGUACAUCAUAAUAUCAUAUAUUUGUAUUUAUUCCCC